This is a messenger RNA of Cyphellophora europaea CBS 101466, 1209 nucleotides long. RefSeq lists its product as uncharacterized. The transcript has 2 exons. The coding region runs from base 1 to 1209 and encodes 402 amino acids. NCBI's taxonomy places the organism in Eukaryota, Fungi, Ascomycota, Eurotiomycetes, Chaetothyriales, Cyphellophoraceae. The record is from RefSeq and is a predicted model, not a curated record.
AUGGAAACUACCUCAAAUCUCACUGCUCAGGCGGCCAGGCUGUCGGAGGAGCUCACUAUGUUAUCCGAGCGCUGCGGUCACGACUCAAUCAUCAAGGACAUCACCAACAUCAGUGGAGAGCUGACCAUGCUUUCGGAGACUCUGCAAGUACUCCAUGAAGCUAUCUGUGCCAAUGAGUCUGCCUAUACGACCGCCUUUCGGCAAGACCUGGAAGAGAUCGCCAACGAGUUGCACAUGGUCUUCGAUGAAAUUCAAGAGUGCUCUUCUCAGCUGCAGAAAGCCGACUCGCCAUCUUACUCUGCAGUCAGCUGGUUCUUUCGGAAGGGUCGUGCAUCCAGACUCCAGAAGCACUUGGAAGCUCUAAUGAGCACAAUCGUUGUCAUGCGCACAGUCCUUCAUCAUGGCAAGGAUUAUGGUAUCCAGACUUCCCCAGGCCGCCUCGCAGAAUCUGUUCCGCACACUAUGUCUGAGGACCGGGCCAUUCUCGAAUCAGUCUUUGCAAAGAACCGCAACGCCAUUGUCGACCUACACAGCCUUAAGGCGAAUCGCAGCCACAACCACUCUUCGUCCACCUCAUCCGACGUUCCACCCGAGCUCAGCCCCGGUGCUCAUGGUCGCAACCUAUCAUUUGCUACCGGAGUCGAUACUAUAUCAGUGCAAGACGUUCUCCCUCCACGAGUUGGGUACAAGGAGGAAAAGCGUAGCGCAAACGAAGGUCUCGCCCGUCGCUUCUCUAAACGUGUUGGUCUGGGUAUCCACAAAUCCCUCCUGGAGAUCAAGGCCACCGAAGCAGAGACUGUCCUACGCAAGAGAUGGAUCAGAGCCGACAUUGGCAAGCCGAUGCCAUCUAUUGCCGAGGCAUCAAGUGCAACUGACGGGAGUACCGUCACCAGCACGGACGCCGAAGCGUUUCGAAGUGUUCCUGAGCCGGCCACCUCGAGGAAACGGACCAACAGUCUCGCACUCAAGGGCUCUAGCAUCGGCAAGUCUCUCAGCCGUGCCAUUCGUGGGCUCUCUAUAGGAAACAAGCAAGUCAAGGACAAGAAUUCCAAAGAGAACAGUCCUGUCAAAGAUUCCGAUUAUAUGACACAACAACAGAUAUUAGAUGAGGGCGAUCAACAGGACUCGGUCAACGCACUCAAGCUGAAGCUUUCGAAGCCGGAUCUGAUGACUCCAGAUUACAACAAGAACUUCGAGAACGGUGUCUGA